Messenger RNA from Brugia malayi, 1569 nucleotides. RefSeq lists its product as uncharacterized. The transcript is spliced from 12 exons. NCBI's taxonomy places the organism in Eukaryota, Metazoa, Nematoda, Chromadorea, Rhabditida, Onchocercidae. The record is from RefSeq and is a predicted model, not a curated record. Bases 1 to 1569 code for a protein of 522 amino acids.
AUGGAAGAAAUAGGAAAUUUCAAAGUGGUUGAAAUGCAAGAAACGGAAAUAUCAUCUAAACUUAAAAAGUUACCUAAACCAAUUGGUUAUGAACGUGGGCUUUUAUUGGCUCAAAGGAAUCACAAGGACUCUCCAGGGUAUUCUAAGGAAGACACUGAGCAAAACGCAGAAGUACCACUAGCUGAUUCAGAAUCCUGGAUACCAUGGUUGGAUGAUCGAUUAGAAAGAGCGGUUGCCGAAGUAUUUAAUUUUAAACCAUUAGAAGACUUUUGGAUGUCACUGAGGAAUAUUGACGUGGAAAAUGAAAUGACUAUAAUAUUAGGCAAUACACAAACUGCUGAGGAAGUGAGUCGCGAAUCGGCAGAUUCAACGUCUCCGGAUAGAUCAGAGAAUGAUAAUGAUAAUGAUACGUUGACAACAUCCACUCUUGCUGAAUCGAACACGAUAUUAUCCGAAACAGAAGCAGCAACAGCUGUAGUUUUAUCACAAUCAGGAAUUACACAAACUACAACUACCACUUCCGUAGCAUUUGAAAGUGAACAAACGGAGCAAUCAUCUGCGCCGGAUCAGAUAGUAGCAAGUGUAGCAGCAAAUAAUGCAUUAAACAGGGAAGAAUUCAUUUGGAAUUUGGAUGCACCGCCAUUUGUACCACACAAUUUAAUUAAUAAUCAGUCUUGUCCAAUACUGAAUGGAAUUCGAACUAGCGAUGCACCACUACCGAUUUUAUCCGCACCUAUCGUAAAUUCAUCGCAUCGUCAAAGUUUCACUUCAAUCGAUCAAAUUACCUUAGCUAUUCAGAGUCGACCGUCAAUUGUGCAUGUUAAGCCAUCACAAUCACGAAAUUUCCCAUUUGUACAAAGAAGUGGAGAUGGUAUUGUCAUGCCAGCUUGUUAUAGUGGGCAAUUUCAGCAAACUACGUCAAUGACAGCAGCAACAGCAACAACGAGUGGUUCAAUUGGAGGAAAUGUGGCGAUGAGUGGAUAUAAUUAUUAUUCGAUGCCAGCUUAUUAUACAACAUCAGUUACACAGACUACGUCAAUGACAGCAGCAACAGCAACAACGAGUGGUUCAAUUGGAGGAAAUGUGGCGAUGAGUGGAUAUAAUUAUUAUUCGAUGCCAGCUUAUUAUACAACAUCAGUUACACAGACUACGCCAGCAGCAACAACGAGUGAUUCAAUUGGAGGAAAUGCGGCGAUGAGUGGAUAUAAUUAUUAUUCGAUGCCAGUUUAUUAUGUAGCAUCAGUUGCACAGACGAUGCUAUAUAAUCAAGCAGGAACGAUAUACGGUGCAAGUGGAAACAUUGAACAACCAAGUGGAUACGGUAUUCCGAUGUCUGGUUAUUAUCAAAUGCUGCAGGAUCGGUCCACUGUAAAUACACAAUAUGGCUCUGGUAUGUUUUAUGGUCAACAACCAGUUGUUUAUCCAUCUGUUGCACAAGCAACUGCAUAUUCUUCAUUCCCACGAACUCAUGAACAGAUGUCAAUCUGGUCUGUUUGGAAUGAAUGGUACAGUCAGUCAAGAAGUUAUGUUUUACACAACAAUGAUGAAUAUCCACCUCAUCAAACAUAA